Knipowitschia caucasica is the source of this 219-nucleotide messenger RNA. Lineage: Eukaryota; Metazoa; Chordata; Actinopteri; Gobiiformes; Gobiidae. The record is from the annotation of a GenBank genome assembly.
AUGUAUGAGACGGUUUAUGAACGCUCCGCAGCGGCUCAGAGGCACCUCCUCCUUCCUCCUCCUUCUCUGGUUCGCUUGUGCCUGCUCCCUGCCGAAGCCUCAGACCUCACACUGGGAAUGACACGGCGGCCCACUGCGUCCCUUGUUCAGCUCACCUCAUGUUCCAAAGCUGGCUACGGCAAAUAUGAUCGCUCACUCCGCCGCAACCUGUUCACCUGA